Protopolystoma xenopodis is the source of this 369-nucleotide messenger RNA. The record is from the annotation of a GenBank genome assembly. Lineage: Eukaryota; Metazoa; Platyhelminthes; Monogenea; Polystomatidea; Polystomatidae.
AUGCUUGAGUGGUGUCGAUUGCUGAUUGGAGCUGACCGGUUGGCUCGGCAUGGUGCUGGGGGUCAGGAUGAGAGGAAUUUACAACGGCCUAACUCUCUCAUCGUCCAUCAGCUGCGUCAAAUAAUGCUUUGCUUACCCUUCACAGCCAAUCUCAUUUCACAACUCAAGGAGUGCGGCUCCUCGGAUCCAGAGACAGAAGCUUUACAUUUGUUGACCACGUGGAAACCUAAUAAUUUAUCAGAUGCUGAGGUCCUUGAUGGAAAAAAUCAGCUUGGCUCUACGAUAACUGAGGAGUCUUCUGAUACUGGUGGACCGUUCUCUAAGGUUGACAAAGUAAGAUAUAUUUUCUCGAUUUUUAGACUUAGCUAA